This is a messenger RNA of Zingiber officinale, 1875 nucleotides long. RefSeq names its product integrin-linked protein kinase 1-like. Gene Ontology annotation, biological process: protein phosphorylation. Lineage: Eukaryota; Viridiplantae; Streptophyta; Magnoliopsida; Zingiberales; Zingiberaceae. Bases 236 to 1666 code for a protein of 476 amino acids. The transcript is spliced from 12 exons. Gene Ontology annotation, molecular function: protein kinase activity; ATP binding; protein binding. The record is from RefSeq and is a predicted model, not a curated record.
AAGUAGGGUUGGUAAUGGCGUAUCGGUCCCUGCUUCCUCCUCCAUUCUCUCUCUUCCUCUCCUUCUUCUUCGCCCGCUCCUGAUUCCUUCCUCUGCAACCUUCGAUCUCGCACAUUCUUCGUCCUCCCAAUCUCCCCCCAAAAAGGUAUGAUUUUUUUUUGGCGUCCCUUUGCCCCCUUCUUGUUUCCGUGCAACCGGUCGGGUUCUAGGGGUUUGAUUUGAGGCGAGGGGAUCGAUGGAGGCGGAGCCGCCGGCGCAGGUCAAGCGUUGCAUCUCGCGGCAGCUCUCCGGAGGCGACUCCGGCAGGAGGAGCGGGAGGUUCAGCUUCAAGCGCAACCUCUCCUUUAACCCGCGGCUCAACAGGUUUAGCUUCGGCAGGCAGUCCUCGCUCGAUCCCCACCGAGAGUGCAGGAGCCCGACCGGCAUGGAUGAGCUCACGGUGCCGGAGAACCUUGACUCCACCAUGCAGCUAUUGUUUCUCGCGUCGCUAGGGGACGCCAAGGGUGUGGAGGAGCUGUUGAAGGAUGGCGUUGAUGUGAACAGCAUUGAUCUGGACGGAAGGACGGCCCUGCACAUAGCGGCGUGCGAGGGGAAUGUGGACGUCGUUAAGUUGUUGCUCAGCUGGAGAGCCAAUGUCGACGCAAGGGAUCGGUGGGGGAGCACGGCUGCCGUGGAUGCCAAGUACUAUGGUAAUGUUGAAGUCUACAAUGUCUUGAAAGCUCGAGGAGCCAAAGUCCCGAAGAUUAAGAGGACUCCCAUGGCCGUGUCAAAUCCCGGAGAAGUUCCGGAGUAUGAGCUAAACCCAGGGGAACUACAAUUCCGUCGAGGUGAAGAAGUCUUAAAGGGUACUUAUCAAGUUGCCAAGUGGAAUGGCACGAAGGUUUCAGUGAAAAUUCUUGACAAAGAUAGCCAUUCAGAUCCUGAUAGUGUAAAUGCCUUCAAGCAUGAAUUGAAUCUGUUGCAAAAGGCUAGGCAUCCAAAUGUUAUCCAAUUUGUAGGAGCUGUUACUCAAAAUAUACCUAUGAUGAUUGCGGUAGAGUAUCAUCCAAAAAGCGACUUAGGGAGCUAUCUUCAAAAGAAAGGACGUCUGCAACCCCAUAAAGCUUUAAGAUAUGCUCUUGAGAUUGCCAGGGGAUUGAAUUAUCUUCAUCAAUGUAAACCAGACCCAAUUAUUCAUUGCAAUUUAAAGCCAAAAAAUAUCUUGCUCGACUAUGGGGGACAAUUGAAGGUGGCAGGCUUUGGGAUGAUGAAUCUCUUAAAAGUUUCACCUGAUAAAGUAAAAUUGGAUAAUGGGAAAGUUCAAAUUGACAACUUCAGUUUGUACACAGCUCCUGAAAUUUACAGGGAUGAAGUAUUUGAUGCCAGUGUCGAUGCAUUCUCUUUUGGUCUCAUUCUUUUUGAGAUGAUUGAAGGAGCACCGGCAUUCCACCCAAAAAGCCCAGAGGAAGCUACCAAGAUGAUUUGCUUGGAUCGACUGAGACCUCCUUUAAAGAACAAAUCUAAAAGCUAUCCUCAGGAUGUUAAGGAGUUAAUUGAAGAAUGUUGGAAUCCUGAGCCUGUAAUUAGGCCAACCUUUUCAGAAAUUAUUAUUCGACUAGACAAAGUCUAUUCCAUUUGUGCUAAGCAGGGACGGUGGAAAGACACCUUUAAACUCCCCUGGAAGUGAAGGUAGAGAGCUACCGGAAGGUCUUGUUUCACUAGAACUUGUACAAUUUUGACACAACAAAUCAUUCAUUAACUGAUGCACACUUUUACUCGUUCUCAAACCUCAGACAGUGUACUUUGUUGAUAGUUAAAAUACAACAUGACCGAAGUUAUAUGUUCUAUUGCUCUCUUUAUCUUCCUAGAAUCAUAGUUGUUAGGUAACACGAAGGA